Messenger RNA from Ambispora leptoticha, 939 nucleotides. Lineage: Eukaryota; Fungi; Glomeromycota; Glomeromycetes; Archaeosporales; Ambisporaceae. The record is from the annotation of a GenBank genome assembly.
AUGUCUCGAUCAACACCAAAUCGGCAAGGAACCCUUUCCGUCUCCUCUUCCCAUUCUUCCUCCUUAUUACGAUUACUGUUCUUCCUUGCAUUCAUAACAAUUAGCACAGCUUUACCAGCUUCAACAUCAACCACAUCAACUAACAAUAAUAAUAUUCCACAACCUUUCGAUACAACACUCAACUAUAACCUCACCUCCUCGUGCCUCUCGUUCUUUCAAACAUUUACAAAAGAUCAAAACUUUCAAAAAUGUUAUAGCUUCGGUUUCUUGCUACUGAAUUCUAAUAAUUUCGCCGUUCAAUCAAGAAACGUUUCAUCCGUGCCCGCGUUACUAGAUCAAAUAUGUAAUGCACCGAAUAGUUCAGAUGAAUGUAAUAAAAUUAUGUCGACUUAUGCUAGCCAAAUUGUCUCUUCAAGCAAUUGUCGAACUGAUUUACAAAGCCAGAAUCCAAUCGCUACCGAGGCCUUCGUGUCCUUCAACACCUAUCAAUUAUAUCAGCUCGCGGGAUGUUCGAAAAAUAGUUCCAAUGUUUAUUGUUAUGUCGACGCGCUCGCUCAAAAACUUGGUCUUGGGAUCUUUUAUUUACCAAGUGGCACACAAUUAACGGCACCGCAAGAACAACUCCCUUGCUCUGAAUGUAACCAAAAAAUCCUAAACAUCUAUUCGGAAUACGCGGGUGACUCGUCGCUUCCACUCUCACAAACCUUCUCACCCGUCAGAACAUAUUUUAACGAUUUCUGCGGCCCGAAUUUCGUGAAUGAAGCGAGCACUGUUCAUAGUGCCAGCGCAGUAUCUAUCACCAGUGAUGCGUCUUCGUUGUUCUCACGAGGUGUUAUAAAACGAUCACGAUAUACUAAUCACAUUAUACCAGGAAUUAGUAUGCUAACGACUAUGAUGACCUCAUUGUUUGGACUUUAUCUUCAGAUUACAAAAUCUUAA